UUUAGCCGGAACCUGAUCACCGGAAGUUGAUUGAUAACCCUCGUUUCGUAUGCACGGUUAAAAACGGAUUGCAUCAACAAUGUGAUUUACAAUGGCAGAGGGUGGUAAAAGCACUGCUAUUUCGCCAGGUUGGAGUUCGUCGACGUUGUGCAGAUAUUUCGUACAUGGUGCAUGUCGAGAAGGGGAGAAGUGUAGCUACUCACAUGACAGACAGGACAAGCCAUCAAACGUCUGCCGGUUUUACCUGAAAGGAUCAUGUACUUAUGGAAACGGUUGCAGGUACGACCAUGUGAAACCAAAGUCAAAUUACCAUGAAAACACAUGGAUGCCUCCAUCAAACAAACCACCUCCCUUAAACUAUGGGGAGACAAAGCCUUUUGGGAACAUGGUAUCUCUUAAGAAAUCAAAAGAGGAUGUUGAAAUAGUGACGGUUGUGUCUCCGAGGCCUCCUGAUGAGUGGGUCAAAGCCACAGAGUUUGUACCUGGCCAACCAUACCAGUGUUCAACAGUGCCCUUCUCCUACUCCAACGCUGUGGAUACCAACAGAGACGGCCCCAAAGCUCUUAUCAUACAGGAAGGAAUGGAUCCCUACGCUGACCUGUCUAAACUGGUCUGUCCUUUCUUCGCCCAAGGUCACUGUCCGUACGAGGAAGACUGUGCCUAUAUCCACGGAGACAUAUGUGAAAUGUGUGGCAUGCCAGUUCUACAUCCCUCCGACCUAGACCAGCGGGAAAAACACAAUAGUGAAUGCAUGAAACAGCUAGAACAGGACAUGGAGUUAUCUUUCGCCAUUGCCCAAAGUAAAGACAAAGUCUGUGGUAUCUGUAUGGACACGAUACUGGACAAGGAGCCAAUGACGGAGCGACGUUUUGGUAUCAUGUCCAACUGUAACCAUACAUUCUGUCUCAGUUGUAUACGGAAGUGGAGGGGAGCCCGCCAGUUUGAAAAUAAAAUUGUCAGGGCCUGCCCAGAAUGUCGUGUGACAUCAGACUUUGUCACUCCCAGUAAAUACUGGGUGGAAAGUGAUGAGGAAAAGAAGAAGCUAAUACAGGGCUAUAAGAAAGCUCUUAGUGCUAAACCCUGUAUGUAUUUCAAGAAAGGAGAGGGUGAAUGUCCGUUCAACGAAAAGUGCUUUUACCUACAUGCAAACGAAGACGGCACAAUUGCAACACCAAAACCUCGACAACGACGACGAAGGCAAAAUGCAGAAGGAGAUAUAGACUUGAUUUCACAAAUGAGUUUAUGGGACUUCUUCGAGGAAAGACAGAACAGAGUUCUUUUACUGGAACUAGAAUCUGAAUUAGAUAAUUUAUUAUUAAAUCUUAGGUUAAGUGACAUUGACAGUGACAGUGACUUUGACGACUUUUGGUGAUUCUAUAUGUAUUCUUUGAGAACCCUUCUGGUUUUACCUAGGACUGAUUUCUAUCCUAUACAUAUAUCCUGUAUAUUAUCACAAAGUUCAGAUCAUUUAUCUACCAACCUUUGUUUUUUUAAUCAUGUUCAGCUUGUGCUAAGAAUUAAGUUAUGGAUGUACUACCUGCGAGAUAUUUUACAGUUGUCUCCCUUGAAAUUAUUCUUCAGCUUUAUCUCAUGAAUUCAGGUUUUAUGCAGUAGGAUCAAAACCUGCAUUCUUGUGUAACUCUGAAUCAGUUAAGGAUCCCAGGACCACUGCCAAAAAAUUGAACUAUACAUUGGAAUCUGUUUUUCUGGCAUAGCGAUAGCAUUGAUAAAUCGUUGUUGAAAAGAAAACCAUACCAUCCGGUACUUUUAUUUAAAAAAAAAAAAGUAAAUAUGAAAUAAACGAAAAAGAAUCAACAGUGUUCUCAGGGUAAAACACCAAUGGUGCCAGACAUGAAUUCAAACCUUCAAACAAUAAAAUCAAGGGGAGGCUACUGUAAGUACAAAAACUAUAAUAGAACCUCCAGUGUUUUGUCUGUAGUGGGACAGGAAUUCUUAUGGAGCAAAGUUUAAUUACAUUUGUAAAGUUUAAAUUACAUAUGUAAAGGAAUUUUUACAUGUUCCUCAGUAGGACACUCUUUAGGAAAGAAGAUGCAUAUCAGUUAAAGGUAGCAUGUACCCUUAAGGUCAGACUUGUUGACCCUCCCCACAUUCUUUGUCAGACACAGAAAUUGACGAUGUGACUGGCAAACUUUAAUGCAUCUUUGAGCUGAAACAUUUAAAUCUCCAGCAUUUUGACCUGCAUGACUCAAAAAUGCCAAGUUCUAGAAUUUUUAAAACCUGUACAGCAUUUUCCUUGGAGAGCAAAGGUUUUUCAUUACUCUGCAUUUAGUUACAUAUAGCAGUCAAAAAAUUGAAUACCAAACAAAGCUGUCAAUUGAAAAAAAAAGAAGAGUACCAACUCCUUUUGCCUGGUUGCCAACAUGUUUUAUAGACACAUGUAUGUGUGCCCUGACGAUGGCCCGCCAAGCAAGCCGAAACAUGUCGGCCACCAGCCUCCUGAUAUAUUGAGAGUAGAGGAUCUCUCGCAUUCCAGUGUAUUUUGGGGUUUGGAUUUCAUUUCAUUAUAAAAAAUAAAUGCAUAGAGUGUUUCUCAGCAAAGACGCCACUAUUAUCUAGGUAUUAACACUGUUAAUGUACAAAUGCUCUUUAUGUUUACUGGGAAAAAACAUAGACCUAACAGUAUCUAAUUACUGUUGUGGUUGACAGUACCCAGCACUAUCAGAUUACUGUAGAAAAGGAAAUGUUAUCACUAAGGCCAGUAAAUCAGUAAAAUUGUUAUUGUUGUAAUAUAAGGAAGUAAUUUUGAUUUUUAACCGUUGUCUUUUUGAAAUAUUUCCUGUUAUACUGGUUGUCUGUUUAUAAUAACAAAGAUUUUUACCUCACUGUUACUCUAAUAUAGUAAGGUUAAACGUUUGAAACUAAUGUGAACACAUUAUUUAGAUAAGUAGAAAAAUCAACUAAAGCUUAUACAAUGAAUUAAUCUGUGGUUUAAUGAAAUGACAUGUUUCUUUAUUUAUUGUGUAUAAAACAGUGCUUGAUAAGAUAAAUUUUUAACCAAAGAAGUCAGAUAUUUAUAACUAGAGAUAUGUUACUUCAGUCCUGAUGAGGAUAUCUCACCUAAGGCAGUUAUUAAUUUUUUAAUCAUGUUCUGUUUAUUUGGAAACUCUGAUGUUACAAUCAAAUGAAUGUCACCUUCCAUUGUGAUGUUUUUCCAUUUUGUAGUAUUAAAAUAAAAACAAAAAAAUCUUUAACCCUGGCUUCAUUGACAAAAACAAAGAAGAAAAGAAGAAAAAAACAACACAUUUUGUCGAAGUUAACAGAAGAACGGUUUCUUUGUGACCCUCGUUUUACCGAACACUGUCAUAUAGGACAGCACAGAGCAUUUUUGUUAUGGUUUAUUGUAUUGGUAAAUAUGUAUAGUCAAAUUUAUCAAACAGCUAAAUAAUUUUAAAAGCCAGCAGUGAAAAAAGAGAUGGUUGGAGUCAAGAUUACAAUUUAUAGUAACUGUACUUGUGAACCUGGAUGGUUGUAUGAUAAAAAGAAAGUCCAAAGUUACGAAGAAAAAUUUCAGAGAAAACUAAUAUGUUCUAUUGCAAUAAUGGAAUCCAAGGAUUGAAAAAAAAGUCAUAUCUCUGAUAUCUAAUAAACACUUCUUAUGCAAAGUUA
Messenger RNA from Mizuhopecten yessoensis (Yesso scallop), 3627 nucleotides. RefSeq names its product probable E3 ubiquitin-protein ligase makorin-1. The coding region runs from base 92 to 1372 and encodes 426 amino acids. The transcript is spliced from 7 exons. Gene Ontology annotation, molecular function: ubiquitin protein ligase activity; metal ion binding. Gene Ontology annotation, biological process: protein polyubiquitination. NCBI's taxonomy places the organism in Eukaryota, Metazoa, Mollusca, Bivalvia, Pectinida, Pectinidae. The record is from RefSeq and is a predicted model, not a curated record.